Messenger RNA from Bradysia coprophila, 4426 nucleotides. It is a transcript of the gene NFAT, whose product is annotated as nuclear factor of activated T cells 3. Lineage: Eukaryota; Metazoa; Arthropoda; Insecta; Diptera; Sciaridae. Gene Ontology annotation, cellular component: transcription regulator complex. The record is from RefSeq and is a predicted model, not a curated record. Gene Ontology annotation, biological process: regulation of transcription by RNA polymerase II. Gene Ontology annotation, molecular function: RNA polymerase II cis-regulatory region sequence-specific DNA binding; DNA-binding transcription factor activity, RNA polymerase II-specific; transcription factor binding.
AUGUAGUUCUCGAUGUUGUUAUUCCAGAAUGCUGAUCAUGCGUGCAACAUAUACCUACAAAUCAAGUCAAUUUUAUACCCAAAAAAGAAACUUGUUAGACCUAAUUGGUUAUAAACAAAACGUAUUUUUCGGGUAGGUUAGUUACACCUUGUUAUUGAUAUGAACGGUGCGUCAUUAUUGUUUUAUAUAUUAUUUUAUUUUGACCACACUCGUAAUUUCGCGAUAAAAAUUUACAUUAAAAAUCUCGUCAGAUAUACACAGACGGAAAAUGUGUGCUGUACGUUAAAAUGAGAAAUAUAAUAUAUUGGAACGUUCGACCCAACACCCAAAAAUAGCAUCGAAUCACCAUGUGUGUAUAAUGAAUGAGAUUAUUAUGUGGCAUUGUUUACGAAAUGCAUAAACAUAUUAUCAGUUUCAAUUUUUGGUAAAUUAACAAUCGAUAUUUUUUGCUAGAGACCCAUUCCAUAGACCGACGUCAGUUAUGUAAAAAAAAACCGAAAAAGUGUAAAUUAAAAUUUAAAAAAAAAUUGUGGACAAUAAAUGGUAAAAUAAAUAAAUAAAACGUGACAAUGAAAUUAACAUACCCUGAAUGGGUGGACUACGAGACAAAAUCAAAAAUACAUUCAAGGGGCUGGGGUAAUUAUCAACAUGGUUAUCAUCACAAUUAUCAAACGGCCUAUAAAAAUAAUGUAAUGAGAAUGACAAUGUCAACGGGAUCGACCAUGUCAUCUCGCAUACAUCGCAAAGUUAUUCGUAUACCUUCAAAACGACAUCCUGGCAAAGCGUUACCGGGUAAAUUACAUUCGAUGACAAGGACAAAUCCUGGUAAAUUACAGCAGGGAAAGAGAAUUUUACAAGGUCGCACCGCACCUUCUCAUUGUGAUAAUUCAAACGACAGUGGUCUUGGAUUUGAUCAUCAUAUGGAGCCAUCUAACACACAGACCAAUCGUCAAGUAAAUACAGCGUCAAGAUCCGAAGUAAGUGCUCAAAAACUAACCAACCCUGUCGGUACCGCUCGCUCCAGUGUGACUAAAAUGCCCGUAAAACGAUUGAAAUUGAUCAAGAAAAUAGAUAUAGACGAUACGUGCAGUAACGAUGCGUUCGUAUUUAGUGCUGCUACUACGCAAGCAAAACCGUCCACGUCAGCGACCGCCUCAACAUCGGGAUUGAAACUGAUUCCAUCAUCAACAAUACGUAACCCACCCACAAGGCCUGUGAUUCGACGACCGGCAGCUGCAGCUCAACCGCAAAUUGGUGCGGUUGCGUCACGCGAUGGUAAAUGCCAGUUACAAAUACUGGCACAACCGGAACAACAGCAUCGAGCUCGUUAUCAGACGGAGGGAAGCCGAGGAGCCGUUAAGGAUCGGUCCGGCAAUGGAUUUCCGAUUGUUAAAUUGACGGGCUAUAAUAAGCCGACAGUGUUAGAGAUAUUCAUCGGGACAGAUAUCGGUCGUGUAGCGCCGCAUAUGUUUUAUCAGGCAUGCAAAGUAUCAGGAAAGAAUUCAACGCCAUGUGUGGAAAAGAAGUUGGAUGGCACAAUUGUCAUCGAAAUUGAAUUGAAGCCAGAUAAUGAGAUGACAGCUACUUGUGACUGUGUGGGAAUUUUAAAGGAACGAAAUGUUGAUGUUGAGCACAGAUUUCCCGAUCAAUCGGGCCCGCGAAGUAAGAAAAAAUCAACCAGAUGUCGAAUGGUAUUUCGUACCCAACUCACCCACGAUGAUGGUACAAUUGAAACACUACAAAUUUGUUCGCAGCAAAUCAUUUGCACUCAACCACCGGGUGUACCUGAAAUUUGUAAAAGAUCUUUAAAAUCGUGUACAGCAACUGGUGGCCUGGAACUGUUCAUCAUUGGUAAGAAUUUUCUCAAAGAUACAAGAGUUGUAUUUCAAGCGAGACGUUCAUCAUCACCGCAUCGAGAUGGAUACGAAAUUUUGUGGGAAGAAACUUGCCUGCCGGAUAAGGAAUAUUUACAACAGACCCACCUCAUAUGUACGGUUCCGCCAUACGCCAAUCCGGACAUAAAUGAGUCAGUCACCGUACAGUUGUUUGUCACAUCCAGUAACAAAAAAAGUGAAUCACAUAGUUUUGUGUAUACACCAAAAAAUUCUCAGAGUAUUUUGAUGUCAGCCACAUCAAUGGGUACAAUACAAAACAAUUCACUAGCGAGCAAUCAAGAUAUAACAUACACCGAUGACUCGUCGAACCACUCGAAUCCCGCUUGUCCACUGAUGAUUUGGACAACGUCAAUGGAACCGAUCCAUGAAAUUGAUUCGGGUAUGAUGCCACCACCGUCAACGCUUCCGCUCAGCGUCCGUCGACCGUCAUCGGCUGGCAAUAUGCUUGGCGAACAAAUAUCACCACCGCUGAUGAAGACCGAACUGAACGACGAAUCGUCGCAGUCAUCGUUGCCCGACACAAUGAAUCAUGAUGCAUUGGAUCGUAUGACGAUCAAUGAAAAUUCGAUGGACGGUAGUGCCUAUGUUACGCAUAGAAUUCGUAAACGAAGCAUCGACAUAAUGGAUAGCAAUUCCAUGAUGGGAACGCCAGUUGAAAUGCUCAUUCACGACUCGAACAGUUUGGGUGGCUUUGCGUCACGUGACAGUCAACUGAGUAUGAUGCCAUCGCCGGAAAUUGUUGAUCUACGCAUCAAACAAGAACAGAUGGCCGCCCAGCUCCAUCAAUUCGAAUUAGCUAAUAAAGUUGAAGCAGACCUCAAUCAAUCGGUAAAUAAAUUUUUAUCGAAUUUGGACUCGAGCAGUUUGAGUCCUCGAGUGGAUUCCGUAGCGGUCGCAUUGUAUUCGAACAACAGUAACAAUGAUGCUCUGCUGCAAGAAAUAAACAACAUCAACAAUCUUGCCUCAACCAAUUCGGUCAUGAAUCCGACGACGUUCAAUCACUCAUUGCUGACGGAAAACGAUCCGGGAAGUUCAUUGAGUCAAAUGUUAACCUAUCCGCAGAAUCAAAACAACGAAUCAAUGAUGGACACAUCGAAUUCAAAUCAUUCACAUGAUGUCAUUUUGAAUUCACAACCCGCAGCGUCAAUUAACUCGCCCAACAGCAUUACAAUGUUAGCAUCACCGAAUGUAAACACCGAACACAAUAUGUCGUCGGAUGUCAUACUAAAUCCGGCAGUUUCACCGUCAAUGAUGUGCCAGAGUGCCGAUUCAAUACCACCUCAAGUGACAUCCGUUCUGGCCUGUCAUCCCAUGCAGCAACAGUCACCUCAGGACACGCUGCUAAACAAUUUAAUGCAGACCGAUUCGAUUCAUAUACCGCGUACAUCACCGGUGGCCGUCAAAAAUAUGAUUCUUAAUGCAGCUGCAGACAUUCUAUCAUCACAGCCCAGUCAAAUAUCAGCUGAAAAUACCAUUAACGCCUUGAUAUCGCUGAACUCCAGUCCGAUGAUAACACAAGCGUCUGCACCACCAUCGACCAUGAUGAUGCAUGGGAACAAUCAAUCGGCUCUGAACGAGGCCAUGUGCACCCAAACGACACUGGAACAGCAUAUGCCAAUAUUCAACAAUGAAUCGAGUAUUAUGGCUACCAAUCCAUUGUUGAAUAAUCCAACAAUGAAUAACAAUACGGCGAACAUGAUGAACUCAAUCAGUAUUUCAAAUAUGGUGACAACGCAAGCACUUAUCGAUCGUGAAAUUCGUAAUGAUCAGAUUGUGAGGGCACAGCAUGAAUAUUUGAAUGAUUUGCAGAAGAAUAUGACGCACGGUUUGUCCAACGUCACACAAGAAUCUCUCCUGGAAGCAGUUUCGCUGCAACGCAAUGAAUUGAACAAGGAAAAGGUUAUCGCAAAUCAAUUGCAAAAUAUGCAAAAUCCACCAAACACAACAACGACGAGUAUUCCACAAGAAUUAACAAUUAUGUCUGACAAUGACCUAAUCAGCUACAUCAAUCCUAGCUGUUUCGAUACUGUUUAAUCUAGCGACCGUGAGUUUUGAUCGGAAAGUAAAAGUAAGACCCAACCCAAUUUGACUACAUUUCAUCGUAAUUAGCGGUUUUGUUUCAUGUAGAACCCAAAAAAGAAUUAACUGAUAGGUGCUGAAUAUUCGUCAUUAUUAAAUGUUUUUUUUUUCGUUGUGCUGAUUUGGUUUGAUUACAAAUUAUAAAUCAAAGAAGCGUCCUUAAUGCAGAGAAUUUCUAGUUUGUAGUUUACAUAUAAAUAUGAAAAGAUUUUAAAUAAAAACAAAUGAAAAUUAGAAUUUAAGAUUCUAUUCACUAGUUAUAUCACAAUUUUAUCGUUUUUAUAGAUAAAACAAAAAGAAAAUUAUAUUUUAUGCGAAGUGCAAAAAAUUUGUGGACGGUUAGCAAAAACGGAAGGAAAAAAAUUUAACAAAUUUUUUUUAUUUGUAAUUUUUUAAACAAAACAAAGAGUCAUGUAUAAGUUUCUUGUGUUAAGUUUUUACAUUAGAUGAUU